AAAAUAAACAAAACAUGGCUGGCACAGUUUCACGUGGUGCCCCAAAUAUUAUGAUUGCAGGUGAGAACAAACUUUCAAAAGGCUAUUAAUUAUUGUUCUAAUAAUGUCGAAUAUUGCCACUUCAAAAAUAUGUUGUUGAUAGACCAGUGUUUCCUGAAGUCGUGGGGCAGGGGCAAUUACUGUAAUAUAAAUUGAUACACUGAUUCACUGAGACUGAGUGUUAGUGUUAUUAAUCAGUUAUUAAUAAUAGCCUGCCUGCCUAUAGUCUGGCUAUACUGACUAUAGUGAGAGAACAGUGUUAUUCUAUAGCCUUGGCCUUGGUAAUCUACCACUGCAGCAUCCACUAUUUACCAAAUACUAAUAGAGUUUGAGUUUUCCCCUAUCUAUCAUUGAUCAUGCCCUAUGAGCCCUAUGUACUAUGUUAAUGUUACAAUUAUAUUUAUAUGGCAUGGUAAUGGCAGUAAUGGUAUCAAUGAAGGGAAUAAGUAUAAGAACUUUAAGAAGUGAUCUGAUUGAUGUGUUUGCAUAAGUAUAAGCCACACAUCUGCCAGAGACAAUAUGUGAACCUGAUAGAAUAUAUGGCUAGAAUAUAUAUAUAUAUAUAUUUCUAUAUGUGAUAAUAUGUACUCCUGUCAAGGGAUCAAAAGUUGGCCAGGCACUUCAACAAGAAAAUGGUCCCCUCCCUCUCUUUCAAUGGCAGCGAAACCAAUGGCCCUCUGUCCAUUGUCCACAGUGGUAUUUUCAGUAAAAUAGCACUAAGACCCCCCCCCAAAAAAAAAAAGAUUUCUGAAUAGCCAACGCCAACACUGAAGAGGUAGAUCACCAACUAAAUUAGUUUAAUGACAUUGGCAUUGGUUAACUGUUUGAAAAACUUUAUGAAAACUGUCACAAAUAGGUGAAUUCCAUAGUAACUGACGUAAUUUUCAGAAAAAUUUUCAAUUUGCAUUGUAAUUGUAUAAAUAAUAUAUUCCAUGAAGUGUGCUUAAUUUAACUAUUAUGUAUGAUUUUGGGUCUUAAGUUGGUUCUUGGUAGACUGUAAAAGUAAAACAAUAGCAUUUAUAUAAAUAUUUUAAUUGUUAAGCCUAAUUAGUAGUAAAACUAAUACAUUUUGGAAUUUUAACUGACAUAACAUGAAAUAAAGCAAUAUAUAAAAUACUUUAAAAAAACAACCCUUUUACAAAAACGUACUGAAAUAUAAAAUAAAUGUCCCCCAAAACUAGUUGUCACAGUCAUCAUGUGACUAAAAAACAUCGGGUCUUCCAUGAAUUCAAUGUACUUCACUAAUUUCAUUCCAUUUGUCAAGUUCACAGUCGAUGGGAGCAUAUAACAGUAAUGCACGGCAUUUGUGAGACCUCAUACUUCCAUGAUUAAAUUAUCUGCAUCAUAACAAUUGUCACAUUAUACUUAUUUGCAGCAAUGCAAACAUAUAGAUGUGUCCAACAUUGUAUUUGUCAAGUAAUACAACAUCGUUGUAUUUCAUGGGGGCCCCAUGGAUUUUUAUUCAUAUGUCUGUAACAACAUGGGGGACAUGUAUUUGAUACUUUUUAGUACAUUUCUUGGAAAAGCGUGUUUUUAAAAAUCUAUUUUUUAAUAUUGUUUUAUUUUGUACUCUUUAGAUUUGGAAUAUGUCAAACACAAAUGAAUAAACUGGAACAUGAUUUUAGUAGUAAUAGCGUCUAAAAUUUAAAUGUAAAAAAAAAUGAAUGCUUUGAAAGUGUUAGUACUGUGUUUUACACUCGUGACCUGCUGAUUAUGAAGGGCUGUGAGUCAUCUUGGGUGGGUAAGUGUACAAAUAUCUCAGCUCAAACAGAGGGUCAAAAUUGAGAUACAAAGAUUUUAUCACACACAAAUGGACAGAGCAACCUAAGAAAAAGUGUAUAAAAUACAUACUAUUUGAGCUAGCAUCUUUUUUGUUCUUUUCCUCUGAAAUAUGCUUUAAUUGAAAUAUAUUUUUCUCAAACUAAUUAUCUAUGAUUGUUAUCUACAGUGUUUUCUAAUUAGAAAGCACAUUAAAAAAAUACAGACAAAAUAAUGUAACUGGUGUAAUAUCACAUUGUAUUGUAUGCAAGCAAUAAGAAAUAAAACAAUGUUAAUUCUUUUACAGAAUAACAAAUAAUUCACAGUAGCAAUAAAUAAACUUAAAUAAUCAUAAAUAACAGUGUUUUAAUGCUUGUAUAUCAUGUGACAUUGACCAUGACAAUAAAAAUUGACUCUUUACAUUUUUUCAACAAAAUUUAUAAUUAAAAUGUGUAGCAAUAUGUUCUUAAUUUCAAAUGGCAACCAGGUCAUGUCUCACAGAACAAAUAUACCGGUACUAAAAAUGACUCCAUACCAAAAUGUAUGAAAUAAAUUUAUAUAGCACCAAAUUGUGUCUACUUUUUACGUUGAAUUCACCUAUAACAACUGCAUAGUUGCAGCUAAAAAGUAAAAAUCUCAUCUUAACAAAGUUCUAAAGUCUAAUUUCCUUAAAGUAAAAAAUUGAUAAUGGUAAAACAUCAUUUUACCAAAAUUUAAUUUGUUUUACAUUAAUGAAAUCUAAUUACCAAAUUUAAUAAAUAACACACCUAAUAUUGAGCUUUCUUACUAAUCUUCCUUAGGCCUAUCAUAAACAUAAACAAAAAAAUAUGUAUGAAAUAAAAUCACCACAUUAACAUAAUAUUUUACAAGAUAACACUUAUGUUUCAUGGGUAUUCUUAAAGAAUAGUUAGGAUAACAUGCCCAAAAAUCCUAAAUAAUUUCACAAAAUAUAUUUACACAAGUGUUUCUAAAUUAACAAUUUCAAGUUUCAGCUUUUCCUUCACACUAAUAUUUACGACUUACCUGAGUCUUUCAUUUUAAUUUAAAUGGCUCCAACUAGAUAGUUCCCACAAAAUAUCACAGUAUUGUUGAACUUGAACAUAUGACUUUGUAAUUAAAAAUGCUUGCUGAUCUGAAAUUUAUUUAAAAUGAUAAAGUUGCAGGCUGUAGAACUUUUAACAAGAAAACAAUCUUUAAAUAAUUUUGCCACAUAUAAUCACUGUUAACACAGUUGACAAUAUUAUAUUUCUUUCUUAUUUUAGAUACUGAUAUAAUGCAACAAAUUUUAACUUUUUAUCCUGAAAAUUAUUUGUUUAUAAUUGAACAAGCGAAAGGUUACAUUUUUGUUAAUUUAAUUGGCUAAAACCAUAUUUUACCAGUUGAGUUCCUACUGUAACUAAUUUAGAGCUUGUUCAUAACUGACAAAAGCACCUGGCAAACUACAAGCAGAUGAAGCAAAAAAAAAUAUUUUACAAUAAUAACCUCAAGUCAAUACCAACUAUACUAACCAUACUUUGCAACCAUCCUUUAAAAAGGUACCCCAGGUACAGGCAAGUCCACUUUAGCUAAAGAGCUUGCUCAACGAAGUGGCCUUAACUACAUUAGUGUUGGUGAAGUUGCAGAAAGGGCUGACUGCAUGGAUGGAUAUGAUGAUGAAUUGCAGUGUGGUAUUCUAGAUGAAGACAAGGUAAAGUUGUCAUGCAUUUUUUAGCGUUUUACUUGAACAUAAUUUCUCAUAAUUUUGGGGUUUAAAAACAGUAUAAAUCAAAGACAUCUACAGCCUUUGCCUAGAAUGCAAGCCCAUAAUUAUGAUGUGCAUGUUAACAUAAUAAUAAUAAUAAUAAUAAAGCUUAUUUGAAAAUCAGGCUUCAUCCCCAAAGGCUCGAAGCAUGGUACAAAGUUAUCUAUAUGAAAAGAGAAAUGAACCAAUCAAUAUUUUACCACAUUGAAAUACAAAACGCAACCUUACAAAAACUACAUACGAGAAUACCCAUUCUAAUUCUUUCAUCCCUUGCAACCAUAAACAGCACAGGCCACUAUACAUCUAGGAGAUAAUAGCUAGCUGGAAAAGAUGGUAGACAACAUCUCCCCAGCAGGUGUUUGGGAAAUAGAUAUGUUUUCAAAUCGGUUUUGAAAGACUCCAGUGUCUGGCUGUUUCUGAGAGCGACAGGAAGUGUGUUCCAAAUAGUUGGGCCAGCAAGUGCGAACGUGCGCCCUCCUUAAGUCUCAAGGCGAAAACGUGGUAUCCAGAGUUUGCCACUUUCGGAUGAGCGGAGCUGUCUAGUGGAUACAUAAGCGCUUUGAGGUAGGAUCAUGUAAGCAGCGGAAGCACAGAGUUGCAAUUUUUUACCGCGGACCGGCAGCCAAUGCAACUCUCUCAGAAGUGUUUUAGCAUGGUCAAAUUUGUGUUUGCUUAUAGCACAUGUGUCAAACUCAAGGCCCACGGGCCACAUCUGGCCCACCAGCCCCGCGAAGUCUUGACAAGCGUACAAGUAUAUCCAAGUCAACGCUAUGGUUUUUCCCAAUGCACACUUUGCUGAAAAACUUAGGUUACUUCGCGCCGAGGUCACACGACGCUUUAGUGACUUUGAAGCGCAGAAAUGUAAUUUUGAGCUGUUUCGUAACCCAUUUUUCAUAGAUGUGGAAACUGCACCUUUAAAUUGGCAGAUGGAGCUAAUAGAGCUGCAGUGUAAUGAGACACUUAAGGCAAUGUACGACACAGUUGGGCCAACACAAUUCACUCGUUUCAUUCCUGAAAGGAUGCCCCAGCUUCGUCUACUUGCAGCAUGAUGGGGCUCAAACCUUGAACAUGUUUGGUAGCACAUAUAUGUGUGAGCAGCUGUUUUCUGUGAUGAAAGUUAACAAAACAUCACACAGAAGUCGUCUCACUGAUGAACACUUGCAGUCCAUCAUGAGAAUCUCAAUGACACAGCACGUUACUCCCAACACAAACGAACUUAGUUGUUUUUAUAUAAAUGUUUUUUUAUAAAAGAUUAAUUUUCCGUUUAUUGAAUUUUUAUCCUGUUAGGUCCACAACCUUACACAUGAUUUGAGUUUUGGUCCGCCGAGCAAUUGAAUUUGACACCCCUGACAUAGAUUGAUUUGUAGUCAGUAACAUCUAUUGAAUCCCUUUUGAGUGUUUCAUCCCAUAAACCAGAGCUCCACAACCUGUAUGAUGCUGCACAAGAUGAUGUUGGGUGUGCAGCGGUACACUGGUAUGCCAUGAAAUGAUUCUAGGUGUGCCAUGGAAAAAUACCUUCAAGUGGAGGGAAUUACAGAGUUAAUAUGGUGCACGUAAACAUGAUAAAAGCUUGAUGAUAAAAUAGGACAAUUAUAUGAUUUUGGCAAGCUGUCAAACUUUUGAAUUCAAUGAUCACAAGAUAUGAGCACAUGCAAAAUUGGCGAGUCGCAUGGUUCCACUUAUAAUGUGACACCAUUCUAGUGAUUUAAUUUUAUCCUAAUAAUAAUGUAACUUGUUGGCUGUGAUGUUGAAUUUAUAUUCUCAGGAGUAGCUUAAAUAUCUGCAACUCUCUAGCACCAAGUCAAUUACCAGUAAGCCUGGAAUUGAUAUAAUCUACACUUUUGUUUUCAUUGUGUUUCAUAUUAUAUUAAGCAGUGGCCCUUUAAAGGAUCAGGCUUAUAUUCUUCUUGGGCUGUUCCCAGUUGUGGGUAUAUGACAGGUGGACUCCUAAAGUCCAGUAUCGCAUCUUCUCUUUGAGAAGGUAAAAUUCUUUAUUAAAUAAUUCCCCUGAAAGCUGACGAGGGGUAAAAGAAGUUUGUUUCAGAACUACUGGACCAUGUUGGGGCAAAACAGUGUAUGACUCAAACCAGCUGUAAUCUUAGGAGUUAAGUUGCAAGAAUAUUCCCAAAGUUCUAUUAAAAAAAAUACUAUGAAACCAGUUAAAUAAAUUUAAAUAAAAUGAGUAAAACAGAGUAGUGUUAAACCUGAAAAAAUAAACGCCACAAAACAGCGAACGUGUCGGCAGAAAGCCUUCGUCAGCGAACAAAACAACAGAAAAAACGGUAUGAAAAUAAAAAUAAGAAAUAGCACUUAGCUGGUAAGUAGUAUCUGUGUGCAGCAAUAGAAGUGUGGCAGAAGGAAAAUGAGUGAGAGUUUAAAUAUGCAGCGGUGAAGAAAAAAAAGAGGGGAGAAAAAGUUCACUGUGAUAGGUCAGAACGUGGAGGGGCGGAGCUAGGGUCAAGCUGUAAACAGAGACAUAACAUUAAUCCCAUCUGGCGUCAAAGUGACUAACCUGAUUGCAGUCUCUCCCCUUAUUACCCCUAAAUAAAUUUAAAAAAUGCAAUUUUAAAGAUUCAAUAAUUUCUUAAUAGUUCAGCAGAGAUAAUAAAAUUUAAAAUUUGAAAAAUUUCUAAGCUUAUUAUUUUUCAGUAAGGGGCCAUCCUUAUAUUACACAUACUAUUAAAAGUCAACUUUUCAUACCCCGUUGUUGCACCUGUCCAUUUUUGGACCUCUCUUUGCAAAUGUAAAAGUAUAAUUCUCACCCUUCCCCAAAUCACAGUUGAUUUAUGGACAGUUGUCCCACAAAGUAUUCCCAACCGAUGUCUGUUUUUUCGGCGGUGGUGCUCACAUGGGGUUUGCCUCUUCGUGGCGUGCCAGACUAGUAGGGAAGUACUGUUCUCCCGAAGCCAAUAACCCUGGCCGACUACAUGACUCCCAACGCAACGGGAGUAGUAAUGUCGUAACAUGAUUACUUGUUACUGUUGAUGGAUAUGAGGCUUGGGUGGCGGUUAAAACCCAUGCUGAUUCUUUAGCUACGCGGCCGUGAGAAAGCCGCUCGUAGGCAACUGUUUCGUCCCAGCUCUCCGUCCCGACAGAAAGACUCCCUGGGCGGUGGGGGGUUGUAAUGCAACACCUUCCCUCCGAAGUGGAAGCAAACCCCCCCAAGCAAUAGAAAAAUCGGCUGCGAACGUUUUAAACGCAGCGUUUUCGGUCGACUGGACGUCCCCCAUGCCAGGCGGGAGGUUCCUGGCGUUCCACCGCACGGUCUGGCGGCCGGGAAACCCGGCGUUUGGCCCGUGUGAGGAGGUGCCUGGGAAGGGUCAUUAUGAGCUCAUGCUCGACGGCCCACCGACGCCAUUUCCUAAUAAGACAUCUGUUUUUGCUAAAUUAAUAUAAUAUUUGGUUCAGCUUAACAAAAUAAUGACAUCACAUGCACAGAAACAUACAAAGGCCAAUGGUGGACCAAAGUUUUCACUAAGCUAAAUAUUACUGUUGCAAUAUAUAGCAUGUUCAUUUGUGAAUAAACAAAGGAACAGUGUGACCAUAGAUACAAAACAUUUUUAUUCAUCCAUCCAUGUGGCAAUAAAGUUGGUUUUGGACUUUGGCCUGCCUCACCGCUUCCUUCCAUUAAGGCCUAACUGAUGCUUUUUUUUUUUCCAUGCUAGGAUUCCCAGCUUUUUUCCACAUCUUCCAAACUGAUGAUUUUAUAGCCUUCGAAAAUAAUAAGAAAUCAAAGAAUUUCAGAUUUUUUUAUGCCAGUUGGAUUUAUGAAAGAUUUAAAUAGAAAUAUGGACUUUAAGAAUUUCAGGAUAUUUAUUGCAGACCCCUCGUUCCAGGUUUCCGGUUGACAAGUCUGUUGUGGCUUGCCGAUUAGGAAGCGUCGGCCACCGACCCCCUCGGCGUUUGCCUGGAAACAUAACUACUGGGCACGCCCCGCGUGGGCAGACAAAGGGUGUGCUCGGUAUCUGCCGUACAUAAAACAGCUCCCACAGGGCUGCCGGUUGUGAUAUUUUGCAGUCGGAAAGUUAUGCAGAGCCAGGGUAGGGAUCAUGAUUACAAGUUGCCGUUGACGGGUAUGAGGCCAGAGGCGAAGGUGGUAACCUCUGGAGGAUUCAAAUAAUGCAGCCGUGAGAAUGCUGCCCCUAGGCAACCGUUUCGUCCCAGCUACAGCGUGAACUAGUCGCGUUGUGGAAGCCCACUGUGGAAUCCCUCUUAUAGGGCGUCCGACGCUUUCCCGGGAUGGGUGGGGGAAGAUAUUAGGACGUAAAUUUUUCCAUCCCAACUCCUGAGAAAGUCGAUCGAGUGCACUGUUUAAACGCAUAGUGUCGGAUCGACCGGGUGGCUCCUCUGCGGCUCCCAGGCCGGGUCCUGGUCGAGCGCCCAAGCGCCCAGGCUGGGGACUUGGGUGAGGGGCCCGUGUGGGGGCCGUCCUGACGAGUGGGCACUCCAAUGUGCCGCUCCGCCGCCCGAUAUGUCGGACCAGGGAGGGGUAAUUAGGGGGGGAGGGGGCAUAAGAGUCUAGACUCGCCCUGCUAAUGCCAUUUCUUAAUGUAACAUAUUGCAGACCCCUCCCCAUGCACUCCUGUAAUAACUGUCCAUACUUUUGCAAUUUUACCUUUUCAGAUUAUUGAUGAACUUGAAGAGACAAUGUCAGCAGGUGGAAAUAUAGUAGAUUACCAUUCAUGUGAAUUCUUUCCUGAAAGAUGGUUUGAUAUUGUGUUUAUUUUACGUACAGAUAAUACUAUUCUUCAUUCUCGAUUAACUGAAAGGUACGUUUUUUAAUUCAUCCAGUUAUUGCUACUGGUAUGUCUAAAUGUGUUGUUUCUCAUAUGAUCCAUUAAAAUUUUCCGAGUCUAUGUGCCAAAUAAGUUCUGUGUAUCAGUAGAGAAGCUAGAGUUUGUGAUGCUCGGGUCAGUAGAGAAGCUAGAGUUUGUGAUGCUCAGGCCAGUAGAGAAGCUAUAGUUUGUGAUGCUUGGGUCAGUAGAGAAGCUAGAGUUUGUGAUGCUCGGGGAGGUCCUUGACUUUGACUCCCCCAGUUAAAGAAACCUACAAUGCAUACUGAAUACACAUAUUAAAAAUAAGCUAUUUAAAGUAUAUCAAGGGAACCCAAAAAAGCCACCCGUGGUGCACCGCACCCUCAUGCUAUGCCUAGGAUGUGCUUAACAUUUUAAGUGCUGUGCACAUUUAUGGACUAGCAUAAACAAGUCUUAAUUAACAUUGUAUUUACAAAUUGAAGUUUUGGAGCAGGUUUGGAAAAGUUGGGGGAAAAAAAUGAAUCCACACCUUUAAAUUCUUUUGUGAGUGCUCAAAAUUAUUGUGUACAUAAGUGGCAUAACCCAAUGCAUUAUAUAUAUAUAUAUANUAUAUAUAUAUAUAUAUAUAUAUAUAUAUAUAUAUAUAUAUAUAUAUAUAUAUAUAUUAGUAUUAAAAGUGGCAUUAUUAAUUUUUUAAAAUUGAAAUUUAAAUGUUAAAUUUAAAUUAUUAAGUGUCAAAAUAUUUUUCUACAGAGGUUAUAACGAGAAGAAAAUUGAGUCCAACAUCUCAUCUGAAAUAUUUCAAGUCAUUGCUGAUGCUGCCAGGGAAUCUUAUCCAGCUGAAAUAGUUCAUGAAUUAGCCUCAGAUAAUGCAGACCAACUUGAGUCAAAUUUGGACAAGAUUCUUGAGUGGUUAGCACUUUGGAAACAGCAGCAUUGACCCAUAGAAUAAUAAGAUCUUAGGACAGAAAAACAUUUUUUGGAUUAGACAUUGGAACUUAUUUGUGAAUUUUAUCUUACAAGCAUAAAGAAAACAACCUUGGUUUAGCAUUUUAAAAUUUGCAUCUCUCCAUGGAAUAUGAUAUAAGAAAUACUUGUCAUUGGCAGGUUGCCCUUUGUCUUCAUCAUUGUAACUUAUGAGUUCCAUUUUAAGUGGAAAUGUGAUUUUUAUGUGUUUUUUAAAUUGUUUCCUUUAACCUGCAUUAGUAUUAGUGUAGUGCCUGCUUUGGGAGUUAUUUUUAACUUGACCAGUACAUUGGUUUUAUUUAUUGUAUUAAAAUUUCAAACUUAAAUAACUGAUGAAAUAAUAAUUUUUCAAAAUACGAGUAUGGGUAUAUAUAAUGAAGAAUGAAAUAAAUUAAUAUUACGUCAUUAACCUUUUCAGCACAUAUCGGUUAUAGCAUGGAAUAUCCCAAUUUUUUGGCUUCUGCUGCAUUUUAUUAAUCAUGGAAGUGGCAAAAAUGUAGGUUCGCAUACACUUGAUAACAUGUUACCAAGGAAAUCAUAUUUGAUAAUCAUAACUCUUCUGUUUAUAAUCAUGAAAAUCACAUGCAUAAUUAACAGCACAGAAUAAUCUGGUUAUUUUGGCUAAAUUUAGCUUGCUUUGACUGUGGCCACUGAAUGUAGUGGAACUUAUAAAGGCAAUUUUUUAGAUAAAUUCUUUGCACAAUCGCGUAAGCUGAUAAAGCAACAACAUCUUUUGGAAAUAAGAGCUAUAGUAGUAUAUCUUUCAAUGUCAGAGUAUAUUUUAUUGGCUCAAAAUUAAUUUCGUUAUUGAAGGAGAAAGGGGAUUAUUAAUAUUUUCCCAGACUAGCUAGCCAUGCAUAAAGUUUUGGAAAGUGCCACCUAAAACAGUUCUGCAGAUUAAAGAAGGAAGGUCAACAAUGCAGGUAUUCAUUAUGAAAUGCCAUUCUACUGUCUAAAGGGCCUUAGUUGAUCAGGUCUGUGUAUUGAGCGUGAUUUGCUGUGUACACACUGAGACCUUCUUGUAACAGUUUUGUUUUUCGUCUAAAUUUCAUUCAUAAAUUUACUAAGUGUCCUUGAAUUAUGUUUACCGGUAUGUUGAAUACCAUAUUGUACAAAGUUCUUAUAUAACAUAUUUUUGAAUUUAUAAUUUCUCCCUAAAGACAAAAUUAUAUACAGUCAAAAUGAGAAUAUGACUCCAAAAAUAAUAAGUUAUUUUGUCAUUAUUGAAUUGUCAGAAAGGAGAAACUUGCCUUGAGAAUAGGUUAACAAGAUAUUGUAAUUCUACAGGUUUUUUUUUCAGUGUUUUGACCUCACCUAUGGAACAUAUAGCAUAUUUUUGUCUUAAACUGAAGUAAAGAAAAGAUAAGAUAAGCUUAAACCUGUAUAAUUUACCUUACUUUAAUUUCUUUUAGAUAUCUCAGUGAUUUUGUGUUUAUUAAAAAAAAUAAUACACCAUUUUAAACAACUGAGAAUGUUGUUCUUUUUUUAGACUGCUGUUAAUUAUUUAUAUAAGUAUACAUAUUAAGUAUCAAUAACUUUAGGGUAUGGUUAUUUUCUGAUACAUUGACCGUAGUCAUGUUAGCACCUUAUGGAAACUGCUACAACUGUCUUUUUUUUAAAAACUUAAUUUCUUUUAUGAUUACAUUAAGAUUAUUAUAUGUAAUUUUAAUGGCCAAAUAACCAAUUGGCACAUGUUCAAUAGCUGCUUUAACUUUUGAUGAAUUACAGCUGAUUUUUAUGAUUUGGUUGUAAAGUUGUAUAUAGAAAAUUUGAGUUUUUUUAAAUAAAAAAAAAAUAAAUAAUUGACAAAAUAGUUCAAAUAUGAAGCUACUGUUAAAUCAAUAAUUUUAUUUAAAAAAGCCCCUUACCUCUUUUAUUUUUUAAAAUUUUAGACAAAAUUGUCUUCAAAAUUUUGAAAGAACUUCUUGUUUUACAAAAGUUAAGUUUUAUUAUAUAAUAUAAAUUGUUUCGUUUUAAAAUUAGUCUAAGGAUUGGUUUGGGUACAAGCUUUGUUUCUAAUUUGUAUUUAAAAUCCUAUUUACUUUCAUUCAAUUUAAUUACAUUAUAGACAAUUUUGAUGUUUACAUUACUAUUCUGAUUCUUUGUACAAUUGUCUUAUUUGUGUUUUGGCUAAGCCAGGCUAAGCCAUAAAAUAUGCUGGUUAUAGCCUUAAAUA
Messenger RNA from Lymnaea stagnalis (great pond snail), 11434 nucleotides. The record is from the annotation of a GenBank genome assembly. NCBI's taxonomy places the organism in Eukaryota, Metazoa, Mollusca, Gastropoda, Lymnaeidae.